CAAAGUGACCUCCCCGUCUGAGUUCGCCAUGAGCAUUGCCAUCCGCUGGACGACUCUAUCAACACGUUUCUCGCUUUUAUCACUAUGCUUCUUGGGUUUGGCUUUAAAGAUUAUCUGCUUUCCAGCAGACGGUUUGUCUACUCUCCCGGAGGACGAGUUUAUCGUAUACCAGCGAGCACGAAGUGAAACCGCCAACUUACUAAAUGCGAGGGAUCCUCAAGCAAGACCUACGUCAAGGAACCUCACUCCCAAGCAGCAAAUCACCAAUGAAUUGCUGUUCAUCAAUCGGCCCACACCCAUUGAGAACGGAGAACAACUUCUGAACUACUGGAAAACCUUGGAUCCAGCACAUCCAAACCAUGACCCGUUAUAUUCGCCUCAAAUUAAUUAUUCGCCUCGUGAACUUGAUAGUGUCCGACGUGAACUGGAACAACGAUUGCAAUCGGCCAGUUAUCAGCUUUUGAUCGCUUUCGACUCCAAUGUUGGGCUUAAACCAAAAUACGACAAAAAGCUAAAAAAAAUUCAAACUCAAAUCUCUAAAGCUCUCAGCGCGAUUUUCCAUCCCAAGCCUCCUAGCCGGCUGAACCGGGUGAUCAGUCUAGGUUCUGGAGAAAAAUCUCUUCAAGAAAAUAACGCGCUCUUAGUAUUAGACAUCUUGCAUGGAUUUGAAAAAUCGUCCAGCUUUUUGCAGGACAAGGAAGCAUUCGCAUCCAACAAAGUCAAUGUUAAAGCCCUCUCCUUGAUCUACCUCAUGAACGACCUUUUCGUCGAACUGCUUGCAGGUUUGGAUAAAGAGGGGCUAAUUGGCGACGAGUUACCCGCGAGAUUCUGA
Puccinia graminis f. sp. tritici CRL 75-36-700-3 is the source of this 832-nucleotide messenger RNA. RefSeq lists its product as uncharacterized. The record is from RefSeq and is a predicted model, not a curated record. Lineage: Eukaryota; Fungi; Basidiomycota; Pucciniomycetes; Pucciniales; Pucciniaceae. Bases 29 to 832 code for a protein of 267 amino acids. The transcript has 6 exons.